Molecule: messenger RNA, 540 nt
Organism: Colletotrichum higginsianum IMI 349063
Lineage: Eukaryota; Fungi; Ascomycota; Sordariomycetes; Glomerellales; Glomerellaceae
Product: Cellulose-growth-specific protein
Exons: 3
Coding region: 1-540 (179 amino acids)
Source: RefSeq, a predicted model, not a curated record
AUGGACCAGGCCAUCUACCACGACGGGCCCGUGAUCGCCUGGCUCUCGCCCGCCAGGUCUGGCAACGUCACGACCUACGACGGCAGCGGUCGGUGGGCCAAGAUCUGGGAGCUCGGCGCGUUAGUCGGCAAUGGGCAGAUUAGUUUCCCCGCCUCGAACAAGGCCGCCUUCAACUUCCAGAUCCCUUCGUGCACCCCCCCCGGAGAGUACCUUCUCAGGAUUGAGCAGAUCGGACUGCACUCAGCCAGCGCCAAGGGCGGAGCCCAGUUCUACAUCUCAUGCGCGCAGAUCAGGGUGACGGGCUCCGGAAACGGGCAGCUCUCCCCUACCGUCAGUUUUCCGUAUGUUUUCCUAGUGGCGGACCCCUAUCCCCCACCUCCCACUCUCCCGGCCGCUAGCUCGUUCUCGGAUCUAUAUCCCGUUCUGACCUCUCCUACCAGUGGGGCAUAUACCGGGAGUGAGCCUGGCAUCUUGAUCAACAUCUACUACCCUGUGCCAACGACAUACACCAUUCCAGGAGGGCCCAUCGCGCGCUGCUGA